GUUUAUAAGCACAGGACGCGACUCGAGCUCGUGCAGCACUGGAGCCCGGCAGUGAUGCUGCACGUGUGCGUGCACGCGCGCGCCGGCACAGCGCGGUAGGGAGGCGGGCUUGUGAAGCGGGGAGUCGGUAUAGCUACUAUUCGAUACAACACUACAGUGCGGGAUAAGUGGAUAUCCGACUACACCGGCUGCUAUCCGACUGUGCAGUUUGACCGCACACACACACACACACACGCACACGCAUACACACAAGCGCGCGCGCACACACACAUACUCAUACACGUUUUCUGUUACCUCUUCACCCUGCUCUCCUCGCGCACGGUCACUGCAUCCUCCUCUUGCCGGUGGGCUUUUUUUCCUUCUUGCACUGCAACGAUGCAGAGCGCAGCGGCUCCUUCCCAGCAUCACUGACCGCAUCAGGUUUUCUAAAAGCGCAAGACAGGCAUCCUCAGGGCUGGGGCUGCAGGGUUUUUUUGGGAAACAGGCACAAUGGCCAAUGCCGCGACGGAUCUGGACAAUGCUGAAGCCCAGAGACAAUUAAACAACAACAACCGGCCCAGCAGCACAGGAUUCUGGGAAAGCGAAAGCACUAGUGCUAAACUGUUCGAAUGCUCACGCAUUAAAGCACUAGCAGAUGAAAGGGAUGCGGUGCAGAAGAAAACCUUCACUAAGUGGGUGAACUCUCACCUGGCUCGCGUCUCCUGCCGCAUCUCUGACCUGUAUAAUGAUCUGAGAGAUGGUUACAUGCUCACCAGGCUACUGGAAGUGCUUUCAGGAGAACUACUGCCCCGACCUACGAGAGGCAGAAUGCGAAUACACUGUCUGGAGAAUGUGGACAAAGCCUUGCAGUUCCUUAAAGAGCAGCGAGUUCAUCUGGAGAACGUUGGAUCUCACGAUAUUGUUGAUGGCAACCAUCGUCUUACGCUCGGCCUCAUCUGGACCAUUAUCCUUCGCUUCCAGAUCCAAGUGAUUAAAAUUGAGACAGAGGACAACAGGGAGACACGCUCGGCUAAAGAUGCGCUGUUACUGUGGUGCCAGAUGAAAACAGCAGGGUAUCCUGAAGUGAACAUUCACAAUUUCACCACAUGCUGGAGAGAUGGAUUGGCUUUCAAUGCCCUUAUACAUCGACACAGGCCUGAUUUGAUUGAAUUUCACAAGCUGACCAGAUCGAAUGCCACAUACAAUCUGCAGCAAGCCUUCAAUAUCGCUGAGCAGAGUCUCGGACUCACUAAACUUCUUGAUCCAGAGGAUGUGAACACUGAGAAUCCAGAUGAGAAGUCUAUUAUAACAUACGUUGUGUCCUACUACCACUACUUCUCCAAAAUGAAAGCUCUUAUAGUAGAGGGCAAAAGAAUCGGAAAGGUUUUGGAUAACGCCAUAGAAGCUGAGAAGAUUAUUCAGCGUUAUGAAGCUCUGGCCUCAGAUCUGCUGGAGUGGAUUGAAAAAACCAUUAGCAUCAUUAGCAACCAGAAGUUUGCUAACUCUCUAACAGGAGUACAACAACAGCUGCAGGCCUUCACAACCUACUGCACUAUUGAGAAGCCUAUAAAGUUCCAGGAGAAAGGGAAUCUUGAGGUGCUGCUCUUUACCAUCCAAAGCAAACUCAGAGCCAACAACCAGAAGCCAUAUGUGCCUCAUGAUGGAAAGCUCAUUUCUGACAUCAACAAGGCAUGGGAAAGGCUAGAGAAGGCAGAGCAUGAAAGGGGUGUGGCUUUAAGGAAAGAGCUGAUUCGUCAGGAGAAACUGGAGCUACUUGCUCAGCGGUUUGAUCACAAAACCACCAUGAGGCAGGCUUGGCUUAAUGAGAACCAGCGGCUUGUUUCUCAGGAUAAUUUUGGCUAUGAUCUACCAGCAGUGGAGGCGGCAAUGAAGAAGCACGAGGCUAUUGAAGCUGACAUCUCAUCAUAUGAGGAGCGCAUGGGUGCGGUGGUGGAGCUGGCCAUGGAGAUGGAGAGUGAAGGAUAUUACGAUAUCAGACGCAUUAUGGCUAGGAAAGACAACAUACUAAAACAAUGGGAUCUGCUGAAAGAGCUCGUGACGGCUCGAAAAACACGGCUAGAGAAAAACCUAGCACUGCAAAAAACCUUCCAGGACAUGGUCUACAUGAUUGACUGGAUGGAGGAAAUGCAGAUGAAACUGCUUUCUAAAGACUUUGGGAAACACCUGCUGGAGGUGGAGGACCUGCUGCAGAAACACACUCUACAGGAGGCGGACAUCACUGUACAGGCAGAUCGUGUGCAAACACUCAACGCUGCUGCGCUUAAAUUUACCACCAUUGACGGAUACCAGCCAUGCGACCCUCAGGUGAUCUGUAAUCGUGUAAAUCAUGUAAGCACUUGUCUGGAGGAACUGAAACAGCUAGCAGCUAAACGUCGCUCUGAGCUAGAGGAUUCUCGUGAGCUCUGGGUUUUCUUCCAGGAAGUAGAAGAGUGUGAGUGCUGGAUGCGUGAAAAGAUCUCAAUCCUGAAUACACAGAGCUGCGGCAAAGAUCUGAGCAGUGUCCUGAAGCUCCUGCAGAAGCACAAGAGUCUAGCUGGUGAGCUGUUAGCUCGACGUGCGCUUCUCCAGCAGACUAUGAAAAAAGGAAAGCAAAUUCUCACGCAAAAACGGUUGCACUCAGCUGGGAUAAAUGACAAGUUGAUGGAGGUGAAGGAAGAUUGGAAAAGACUGGAGGAUCAAGCCGCAAUGAGACUUGGCCACCUGCAGGAGGCUCUGGAUUUCUUUCAGUUUAGUGCUGAAAUGGAUGAUCAGCUAGCAUGGCUUCAAGAUGCCUACAGACUUGUUUCCAGUGACGAUUUUGGUCAUGAUGAGUUUUCUACGCAGUCGCUGCUCAAGAAGCAUAUCCGUGUUCGCGAGGAGGUGGACAAGCACCGGCAGAAUGUCGUAGCACUUCGCAAACAUGCGGUAGUCCUGCCGCUUCAUUAUGGAGAGCUAGAGGAAGUAAAGGAGCGGAUACAGGAAGUGGAGCGUGUGUAUAGUGAGGUGGCAGAGGUUGCGGUGAUGCGGCAGCAGUGGCUGAAUGAUGCUCUUGCUGUCUACCGCAUGUUCAGUGAAGUGAAUGCAUGUGAGCUUUGGAUUGACGAAAAGGAAAAAUGGCUGAACAAAAUGGAGGUUCCUGAGAGACUUGAGGAUGUUGAGGUGGUCGCUCACAGGUUUGAGAGCCUGGACCAGGAGAUGAACAGCUUGAUGGGAAGGAUCCUGGAUGUGAAUCUUAUUGUUCAGCAACUCUUGGACAGUGACCAUCCCAGUUCCACUGAGGUCAGAGGGUGUCAGGAUCACUUGAACAGCAGGUGGAACCAUAUGGUAGAGCUGGUUGAGCAGAAGAAAGAUCAUUUGGACUCAAUCCUUCGCAUCCAGAAUUAUUUACUUGAGUGCAGUGAGAUUAAAUCACAAAUUCAGGAAAAACGCAAAGCCAUUGAUGCUACACAAUAUUCGGGCAGUGACCUGGGCAGCGUCUUAGCGCUGCAGCGACGUUUGUCUACCAUGGAGGGAGCUCUCGCUGUUCUAGAGCCCAAACUCAUCCAUUUGCAGCAGGAAGCAGAAGACCUUGCAACCUCUCAGCCACACAAAGCAGAGGAGAUCCUUAUUCCCUUUGAGGCUGUGAGUGUGGAGUGGGACGAAUUGAAACGUACUCUUCAGGGUUGUGAGGAUUCACUGACUGUAGCUGGCCGGCUGCAGCAGUUCAUUCAGGAUCUGGAUUCCUUCUUGACAUGGAUGGUGCAGAAGCAGACAGAGGCAGCAUCUAAUGAGCUGCCUGAGUCUUUGGACGAAGCUGAGAGGCUCAUCAACCUCCACGCAGCUCUUAAUGAAGAAAUUCGCAGCUACGAGGAGGAUUUCGAGCGACUGCAGGCUGUGAGGGAGCUGUUGGACUCAGAGGACACUCUACUAGCGAAUGCUGCACUACACCAGUGGCUCCAGAAACUUAGUGCAGGCUGGAACAAACUGCUACAGAUGUGGGAGAGCAGGAGGGAUGAGCUAGUGCAGGCACACAUCUACCAUCUUUUCAUGAAAGACGUCAAGCAGGCUGAGGCCUUCCUCAACAACCAGGAGUCCUCAUUGGCCCAUGUGGAGCUCCCUACCACGGUGGAGACGGUGGAAGCAGCCAUUAAGAAACACAAAGAGUUCAGCAUGGCGAUGGAGCUCAAUCUGCAUCGGAUCAAAGCUGUGAUUGAGGCAGGAGAGAGUCUCAUCAGCCAGAACAACAUCUACUCUGAGCGCAUCCGAGAUCGGGUGGAUUUACUCAUUACCAGGGGGAAUCAGAACCGUGAAGUGGCACAGCAAUGGCUCAGAAAACUCACCGAUCAGUGGGAGCUGCAGAGAUUCAUGCAGGACUGCCAUGAGCUGGGUGACUGGGUGAUGGAGAAGAUGCUAAUGGCACGUGACUCAACCUGUGAUGACACUCAGCAACUCCAUAAGAAAUGGCUGAAGCACCAAACGUUCAUGGCUGAACUCACACAGAACAAAGAGUGGCUCGACAAAAUUCAGAAGGAAGGUGAGCGGCUGAUGGCGGAGAAACCAGAGCUGAGUUCCAUGAUUCAGCAGAAGCUCGGUGAGAUUCGUGAGUGUUGGCUGGAGCUGGAAAACCUGACGCAGGUCAAAGCGCUGCAGCUGUUUGAGAACGACCGUGCACAGCAGAUCGCUCAAAACUACUCUCGACUGAAUGAGCGUGUGCAGCAGCUGGAGAUGCAGCUAAGCCACUGCGACCACGGCCACGACCUCACCUCCGUCAACAAGCAGCUCAAAAAGCUCCAGAUGAUGGAGCGACAAAUGGAGGAGUGGUGUAAUGAAGUGUGUGAUCUGCAAAUGCAGUCCUCCUCUCUCCCCGAGGAGUAUGUGAUGACAGACGCAGUGACCGAGCGUCAGGCUGAAGUGGAGGCGAGGAUCGUACGUCUCAUCGAGCCUCUGAAGGAGAGACGAAGAAUCCUGCUUGCCUCCAAAGAGGUGCACCAAGUGCGCCGUGACCUGCAGGACGAAAUUCUGUGGGUGCAAGAGCGCCUUCCGCUAGCUACCUUACAGGAAACUGGGAGUAGUUUACAGGCCGUGCAGCAGCUCAUGAAGAAAAAUCAGAGCCUGCAAAGGGAGCUGGAGAGCCACCGGGGGCAUGUGGAAGAGGUGAUGGAGCGAGCGAGUAUGUUCUCAUCGGUGCGCACGACUGAGGCGGAGUGUGUGAGCGCAUUAAUGGAGGAUCUACACAGCCUAUGGGGGACACUGUGGGCUGAGACAGAGCGUAAACAACUGCACUUAGACUCCAUGUAUCAUGCUCAACAGUACUACAGCGACAUUACAGAGGUGGAGGCGUGGCUCAGCGAACAGGAGCUGCAUAUGAUGAAUGAGGAGAAAGGAAAGGAUGAAUCAAGUACUCUGCAGCUGCUGAAAAAACAGUUAGCUUUGGAGCAGACGAUUGAGGAUUACGCUGAAACCAUCGGGCUUUUAUCACAACAGUGCAGACAACUACUGGAGCUCGGCCAUCCUGACAGUGAACAGAUCAGUAAACGCCAAUCUCAAAUCGACCGGCUCUACGUGUCUUUGAAGGACUUGGUGGAAGAGCGGAAGUGCCGGUUGGAACAGCAGUACUGGCUCUUUCAACUCCACAGAGAGGUGGAAGAACUGGAACAGUGGAUUGCUGAGCGAGAGAUCUCAGCCAGCUCCACCGAACUCGGGCAGGACUAUGAACAUGUCACGAUCCUGCAGGAAAAGUUCACUGAGUUUGCCUCGGAGACAGGAAGUGUGGGUCAGGAGCGAGUGAUAGCUAUUAAUCAGAUGGUGGAUGAGUUGAUUGAUUAUGGCCAUGCGGACGCUGCCAUCAUUGCUGAGUGGAAGGACGGAGUGAAUGAAUCAUGGGCUGAACUGAUGGAGUUGAUGGAAACCAGAGCACAAAUGCUUGCUGCGUCACACCAGCUUCACAAAUUCUUUUCCGACUGCAGAGAGGUGAUAACACAGAUAGCUGAUAAACACCGGAGAUUACCGGAAGUGCGUGAGCACCAGGAUGGCACAGCAAACACUAGCACACUUCAGAGACUCAUGAACACAUUUGAACAGGACAUCCAGCUAUUGGUUGGGCAGGUGAGACAGUUACAGGAAAAUGCCGCUCAGCUCCGUACUGUUUACGCAGGGGAGAAGGCAGAGGCCAUCGCCAUGCAGGAAUAUGAAGUGAUGCAAGCAUGGAAGAUGCUGAUCAUGUCCUGUGAGGACUGCCGUGUACAGAUUACCACAGCAUCAGAUAAACUGCGAUUUUUCAGUGUAGUGCGUGAUCAGUUGAUGUGGAUGGACAGCAUCAUCUGUCAGAUAGGAACGGGAGAGAAACCCAGGGAUGUCUCCUCUGUCGAGGUGCUCAUGAACUACCAUCAGAGCCUGAAGAGUGAAGUGGAAGCACGAAAUAAGAGCAUGGUGCAGUGUAUCGAGAUGGGAAAGACACUGCUGGCUGCCAGAAACCCAGCAGCAGAGGAGAUUAAAGAAAAACUGGAGAAAGUUCUGGCCAAACAGAGAGAGCUGACAGAGAAAUGGGAUAAACACUGGGAGGAACUACAGCACAUGUUGGAGGUUCAUCAGUUUGCUCAGGAGGCGAUGGUCGCUGAGUCCUGGCUCUCAUCUCAGGAGGCAUUCCUGGUCAGUCAGGAACUUGGUGGCAGCGUAGAUGAAGUAGAGCAGCUCAUUCGCCGACAUGAGGCCUUCAGGAAAGCAGCGGCAUCCUGGGAAGAGAGAUUCAGCUCAUUACGCCGCCUCACUACGGUGGAGAAGGUGAAGGCAGAGCAAAGUAAGCUGCCUCCAACCCCUUUGCUGGGUCGUAAGGUUUUUCUGGACCCUCAGGAUUCAUCUCCAGCACGUAGCAGCCCUUCAUCACUUCACAAACAGACCAUUUACGAACAGGGGGACUAUUGGGGUGAGCGAAACAUGGCUCAGCCAUCUACACCAUCUGGAUCUCGGAGACUUGGCUCCACAGUCUCAAACUACACGCCAAUUGUGAGUGGAUCAGCCAUGUCCCGAAUCCAGGAGGCAAGAAACACCGGUGUCCUGGGGGUUGCUGCAGGUCUUGGAAUGCCCACAGAACAUAAAAGCACUCAGAUCAAACCAAUGCGCGACACAGUGCGCCCUCAAAUAGAUGUGAAUGUAAUGGCAGAGGUAGUGCUUCAGGAGCCAGGAUGCAGUGGAGGCAGUCGCUCUGAAUUGCAGGUGGAGCAGCAUCGUCCUCAUGUGAAGGAAUUGCGUAUAGAACGUCAGCUUUCUAACGAGCAGCUGAUUCAGGCGAGGAGAGAUGAGCUUCCACAGGAAGUAUGGAGGGAAAGGGCAGAGAGAGAGAGGAGGCUAGAGAGACAGACGUCCAGCGAACAGGAAGUAUACGAAACUCGGAGAAGAGACCGACAUCGGCUUGAGAGACAAGAAAGCAGCGAACAUGAGACGGGCAAAGAACCAUCAGAUAGACGAUCAGGAGGAGGAGAGAAACGGUCUACCUUAGCUGACAUUGUGGAACAGCUUCAAGAGAGAGAAGCUGCACAGGCUCGAGGAGAAAUUCCUCGCCUUCCAAACGGAUUUCCAGAGAAGUCGUCACGGCCGGACCGACCCCGAGCUCGAGACCGACCAAAACCACGGAGACGGCCGCGGCCCAAAGAUGGGGCACAGGGCGAAACGCGACGCUCACGAUCUGCUCCUGCCCAGAGCAGCUCGUCUGUCCCCCAGCCACCUUCCCAUCAUGCUCAGCGUGAGGGCUUCCUCUUCCGCAAAUUAGACAUAGAGAGCCAGAAGAAAAGCUCCAACAGCAGAUCUUGGGUGAAUCUGUACUGCGUACUGAGUAAAGGUGAACUGGGUUUCUUCAAGGACUCAAAGAACACAGCGUCUACAUACAAUAAUGAGCCACGUCUCAAUCUGAGCAGCUGCUCCUGCGACAUCAACCUUGGCUACAAGAAGAAGAAAAACGUCUUCACGCUUAAAACUAAAGACGGGAGCGAGUUCCUAUUCCAUGCAAAAGAUGAGGAUGAUCUGAAUGGCUGGAUCUCGAGUAUCACCACUAGUAUUAGCGAACAUGAGGAAAUCGCUAAAUGGGGGCAGUCUCAUCCAACUACCUCAUCUACAGACGAAGGCACACGGAGGGAAGGCAGCAGAGCUGAGAAAUCAGACAGGGCAGAUCGGGGCUCUGAACGCUCGGACAAGGGUGAGAAAAUGGAGAAAAAGAGCGGAAAAAAGAAAUGAAGAGGCGACUUUCUGCCAGUUUGCAUUGCGUUCCACUGGGAGUCUGAUGUGACACUAAAAUUGAAGAGAAAGAGAGAAAAUGCUGCACUCUUUCUCUUUCUCUCCGUCCUGACUUCUGCCAUCCGAGUGGAUUUACCCUGAAGGUUUGAAGCAUCUCCUGGUGUCCGUUGGAGAUUUUCAGUACCGAUGCCUGAAGAGCGGUUCUUUGAGAGGCCAAUCAAAGAUUAAUCCAAGAGAUGUUACCCUGAGCUCAUUAUAGUUAUUUCUAAUUUAUACAUCUGUUUAUGAAUGUUUUCAGUUCUCCAGGUCCAUUCUGAAAUGUCUAGUAGUGGUCAGUAAAAGCACCUGGACAUGUGUUAUAAUCUUAUAAUCACUCUGACAUACUACUGCUAGACAUUUUUAAAUAUGUUCAAAUGAGUCCUAUCAGUGUCUAUUCACAUCUAACAUACUGAUGAGAAUGGAAAUAUGCCAAAAGUUAAUUUGUUCUUUUAUAUAAAUAAUUUAUUUAAUGUUUUUUUUUAAACUUCUGGACACUUUGUACACCAUAACAGCACUGAUUGUGUGAUUAUCAAAGCAUGAAUUAUAUAUCGGCUUAAAUUUACAGACUGAGAAAAUAAAGGUAUGUAUGAAAUAAAGUAAAGACAAUAACCAUGCAGGGGACUGUAAAGCCUGAAAUCUGCCUUCCAAUACUGCUUUUAACGCCCUCGUAAACAUCACCUAAUGAGUGUGCAUUUGCACUGUGGGGGUGGCGGAAGUGUGUAGGUCACGUUUUUCCCUCUGCAGUGAGAACAAUGAAGCUGAAGUGAUUUUCUUGGAGAUUUACACACAGAGUGUUACACUCUACGCCGAGUCAUAACGGCAUUAUUGCAUUAUUAAUGUCAUUAGUGUGCUAAUGAGAUAUGGUAAAAAUUAAAAACAAUAGGGUGGUUUUCUUGGAAAUUUACACACUCUGUCUCUGUCACAUUUUGUGUAGAGUUUUAUUGGCUAGCUAACUACCCAAUAAGGCUAGCGUGCUAACUAGCUGGUUUGCUAAACAGUUACUAUAGAAAUAUUUUUAUUGAAAUCAUUUUAUUGCCGGUUUUUAUUUCUAUUUAUUUCCUUUGGUCUCCAACAUACUAAGUUAUAAAGGUUUGGUAACUGGUUAUUAACUAACCAGCUACCAUGCUAACAGCUACUUGGCUAGUAGAGUAAAGUAGCACUAUUCCUUUAGCUGUCAUGUACAGAUGGAGGAAUUGGAGGGAUAAAAAUCAAUCUAAACACAGACAAUCAAAUGUUAGAGUUUACAGUUUUUAUAGUUUACACUUACCAACAGUUCAUCCACCAUUUUGAAAAAAAUAAAAUAAAAUUAAAAAAAAAAAAAAACAAAUGAAAGUGCGUCAAAGAGUGCAGUAAUGCCCUCUGGGUAAACUGUGGCCCUGAAGUCUCCAAUGUUUUCGAUUCAAUCCCUCAUUUAAAGGUCAUCUAAGCAACAUCACUCAGCAGCCAGGGAAGGGAAAGAUGUUAUGGGCGCAUUAAAAACAGGAUUGGAACAGAGGUUUGUAUUUUUGCCUCCUUAUUUUUGAGAAUAAGCCACAGCAUUAAUAAAAUGCCCUUUUCCUGUUUCAGUGGAAUAAGGAAGUGACUGAAUUCCUUCCAAAGGUCAUUACUUCCUGUUUCAGUGUUUGCAGGGACAAAAAUGUCAUGUCUGUGUCUCCCUAAAGUCCACCGUAAUGUAUGUUCAGACUGGAACAAUAAGCCGUGUGUGUGUGUGUGUGUGUGUGUGUGUGCUUACAUCAUCCAGGUAAUGAGAACUCAGGCAUUUGAUUUUAAACCCCGUAGUCUUCCUUGUGUCACGCCCACGUGUGUGUGUUUUUUUUUUGUGUUAAAUGUGCACAUCAGUAUUUUUCUUAAACUGUUGCAGUAUUCAGGCACUGCAUGAGAAUAAAUUGUUUCUUAGUA
Messenger RNA from Pangasianodon hypophthalmus (striped catfish), 10122 nucleotides. Its product is annotated as spectrin beta chain, non-erythrocytic 4. The record is from RefSeq and is a predicted model, not a curated record. The coding region runs from base 490 to 8184 and encodes 2564 amino acids. The transcript has 37 exons. Gene Ontology annotation, molecular function: structural constituent of cytoskeleton; actin filament binding; phospholipid binding. Lineage: Eukaryota; Metazoa; Chordata; Actinopteri; Siluriformes; Pangasiidae. Gene Ontology annotation, biological process: actin cytoskeleton organization. Gene Ontology annotation, cellular component: cortical actin cytoskeleton; cell projection; plasma membrane.